Molecule: messenger RNA, 2146 nt
Organism: Cuscuta europaea
Lineage: Eukaryota; Viridiplantae; Streptophyta; Magnoliopsida; Solanales; Convolvulaceae
Source: the annotation of a GenBank genome assembly
UUUAUUAUGAAUUUUAAAAAUAUAGAUAUGUAGAUAUUUAGAGUCAAAGUUCAACUUAAAAAAUCGUGAAGAGUCAAAAUGGGAAGAUGUUUGUGUUAUACUAAUAAUUAGAUGUGACUAGCAACUUUUUUUGGAUGACUUUGCUCAUGCCUCAUGCCUGACGUAGUCAACUUUGGUAAGACCACCACCUAUUUAUACUCUCGGCACAAAAUUACAGAGGAAAGAGCAUUACAAUUCAAUAGCUAUAUAUCGAAACUCAAUACUUCGUCCAAAUUAAUUAAGAAGCAAUGGAGCUAGUCUUCAUUCCCACACCUAUUAUGGGUCACAUAGUAUCAGCUGUAGAAAUGGCAAAGCGCUUAAUGAUCAACGGCGGCGGUAGCGAUAAGGUUAUUAUCAGAACCGUCACCGUUCUCAUAUUGCAGCAACGGUCUUUCGAUGCCGAAAUCAGCCAUUACAUCCAAUCCCAAACGACGACCACGGAUGACUCCAGCCAUCCGAGCUCAUUGAAGUUUGAGACGCUCACUUUUUCGCCGCCGGCCGGCAACGCCCCUGCAGCAGGGGUGCGGUCUGUCGACGACUUCAAACCCCAAGUCAGAGACUGGGUUUCCGGGAAAAACCCCCAAUCCUCGGGAAGGUUGACAUUCGUGGUUGACUUUUUCUGUACGGCCAUGGUCGACGUCGGGAAUGAUUUCGGCAUCCCAACUUACGUGUUCUUCACCUCCGGCGCGGCGGCGAUGGGGCUACUCAUUUUCUCUCUCCAGACCAUCAAAUCAUUAUUCGAUCAUCCUAAUAAUUCCACCCCAUUUUUAGAAAUCCCCAGUUACUUAAACCCAUUUCCGGCGAAGUGUCUGCCGCCGCCGCUACUCAAUAAGGACUCCUUCCAGACGUUCCUCGGCAUCUCCGAACGCAUCAGAGGGGCUAAAGGAGUGCUGGUCAACACGUUUCUUGAGCUUGAAUCACACGCGAUCAACGCCCUAAGUGAGGACUCACGCGCCCCGCCCAUCUACCCCAUCGGCCCGUUGCUAAACCUGGAAGCCGCGGCUGCCGGCGGCGAAAGAGGGCAGAUUUUGGAAUGGCUAGACACGUGGCAGGAAGAGGGGUCUGUCGUGUUCCUCUGCUUCGGGAGCAUGGCCCGUUUCACUGCUGAAGAUGAGGAGCAGGUGAAGGAGAUCGCUACGGCUCUGGAGCAGAGCGGGCAGAGGUUCUUGUGGGCCUUCCGGUCAGGAGAAGAUGACGGCGGUCAAGGAAGGCGGCUGCUGCCUGAUGGGUUCUUGGAGAGGACGGAAAAGGUGGGGAAGGUGGUCAACAGGUGGGCCCCUCAGGUCGCCAUACUGGCCCACCCGGCUGUGGGGGGCUUCAUCUCCCACUGCGGAUGGAAUUCCACUCUGGAGAGCCUCUGGUUCGGGAAGCCGAUCGGAACCUGGCCUAUCCGAGCAGAGCAAGAAGCCAAUGCCUUCCUAUUAGUGAAGGAGAUAGGGGCCGGGGUAGAGAUUAAGCUGGGUUCCAAGAAGGUUUCCGACGGAACUGAUGAAUUUGUUUCAAACACUGUGCUGGCGGCGGAGAUUCAACGGGGAAUCGCGCAGCUUAUGGAUCCUUUGAAUCCGGUUAGGGAAAAGGCCAAAGAAUUGGGUGAAAAGAGCAGACUGGCACUAGCGGCGGAGGGCGGUUCGUCAUACACGUCCCUACGACGCUUUGUUCAAGAUGCAUUUCAUCACCAGCAAUAAAUUUGAUCAUUAAUAGCUAUCCAUUCUUGCUUAAUUUUUCCCACGGAUGUAUUCUAAUACUACUGUUUGGAUUGAGUGUUGAGGGGUUUUAAUAAUGGAAGUAUCGAAGGGUGUUGAGGGGUAUAAAAAGUGUUAGAGAACACCUUUGGAUAGAGAGGAAUUUGAUCAGCUAAUUUUCUUCUUGGAUCAAUUUACGUGGCAUCUUCUUCUCGUAAAUAGCAGUUUCAAUUGGAGAGAAAUUUGAGUUUUUGCUAUUCUUCUUCCUUUUUCUUUACUCCAGGAGGGGGUCGGGGCCAGGAGGGGGUCGGGGCCAACGGCUAAAACUCACUCAAUUGAGUUUCAAACCCUUAUGUGUCUAGCGGGUUUCGAACUCGAGACCUUCCAAUUGGCAUCCAAUUAUUGAGACGGAGGAUGGAUUUAAG